Messenger RNA from Psammomys obesus (fat sand rat), 1835 nucleotides. Its product is annotated as solute carrier family 22 member 19-like. Lineage: Eukaryota; Metazoa; Chordata; Mammalia; Rodentia; Muridae. Gene Ontology annotation, biological process: transmembrane transport. Gene Ontology annotation, molecular function: transmembrane transporter activity. The record is from RefSeq and is a predicted model, not a curated record.
AUGGGCUUUCAGGACCUUGUGACUCAAGUUGAGCUGGGGAGGUUCCAGAUCCUUCCCGUGGUUUUUGUAUUGCUGUGCAGUGCCAUGGUGGUUCCUCAAAGUCUUCUGGAGAACUUCACUGCAGCCAUCCCUGGUCAUCGCUGCUGGGUCCCCAUCCUUGACAAUGACAGCGGGAUCCUGAGCCAAGAUGACCUCCUGAGGGUCUCCAUCCCAUUGGACUCCAACCUGAGGCCAGAGAAGUGUCAUCGCUUUGUUCAACCACAGUGGCAUCUUCUUCAUCUGAAUGGCACCUUCUCCAGUGUGACAGAGCUAGACACAGAGCCCUGUGUGGAUGGCUGGGUGUAUGACCAAAGCACCUUCCUUUCCACCCAUAGCUUCUAUAUCCCAACAUACUGGGACCUUGUCUGUAAAGAAUUGAGUUGGGAUUCUGUGAGUGCUUUCAUUUCCCUAUUUGGUGUCUAAGUGGGAAAUAUCAUCUUCCAACCUUUUACCCUCAGGUUUGGGAAGAAGUUUGUUUUCACAUGUGCUUUACUCCUAAUGGCCAUCACUGGGACUUGUGUAGCUUUGGCUCCCACCUUCCUCAUCUACUGCUCACUUCGCUUCCUCACAGGGAUCUCUUCCUCAUCCAUAAGAACAAACAGUGUUUUACUCAUAUUAGAAUGGACAAGCCCUAAAUUCCAAGCUAUGGUAAUGGCUUUGGCAAUUUGUGCUGGGGGGAUUGGACAGGUAAUGUUGGGAAGCCUGGCUUUUGGUAUUCGAAACUGGCACCACCUCCAGCUGGCAAUGUCUGUACCAGUGUUCUUCCUCCUUAUUCCCACAAGGUGGCUGUCAGAGUCAGCUCGGUGGCUGAUUGUGACCAACAAAUCCCAGAAAGGCUUAAAGGAACUUAGAAAAGCUGCACAAAUGAAUGGAAUAGAGAGUUCUGGAGAUGUCCUAACCAUAGAGGUUGUGAGAACUGCUAUGAAGGAUGAGCUAGAGUCAGCCCAGACAAAAUCUUCCCCACUGGACCUGUUCUAUAUACCCAACCUGCGCAAGUGGAUCUGCCUGUUAUCCUUUGUGAGGUUUGUGUCAUUAAUAUCUGUUUUAGGUCUGCUCGUCCACCUUCAAUACCUGAGCAGUAAUGUGUUCCUACUGCAGUGUCUCUAUGGUGUGGUGUCUAUCCCAGCCAAUGUUCUUGGAAAAUUUUCAAUGAACUACAUGGGGCGCAGAAUAACCCAACUGAUUUUCAUGUCUCUGUUUGGAAUCUCCAUUCUGGUCACCAUAUUUUUGCCUCAAGAAUUUCAGGCCCUGCGUACAAUUUUGGUAACAUUGGGAGGAGCAAUUUCUUCUGCCGCUAUGACGAGUACUCUUGUGCAUGCAAAUGAGCUAGUCCCUACCGUAAUCAGGGCAACUGCUUUAGGAGUCAUUGGAAUUGCUGGUAGUGCUGGGGUAGCCCUGUCUCCCCUGUUUAUGAUCCUCACGACAUACUCUGCCUCCUUGCCCUGGAUCAUCUAUGGGGUCCUCCCUAUCAUCAGUGGCCUCUUUGCUCUUUUCCUUCCUGAGACCAGGAGUCAGCCUCUGCCUGACUUGAUCCAAGAUGUGGAAAAUGAGAGGAAAAGCUCAAAAGAGGCAAAAAAGGAUGCUGUUGCCAAAGUGACACCAUUUUAAAGAAUUCCAACAACUGACCUCUGAUCAAGGACAAAGAUUAAGAAAAAUAUCAUUCAAGAUAUGAUGGCCGAGAGGCGGGGCAAGAUGGCAGCGCCGGGAGGACUCUCAUUCUGAGGAGCAGCACAGCAGGAUUGGCACAGUGACCAGCAAUCAGAACUCGCGGCCAUAAAACACAAGUGGUUGUGUUU